Opisthocomus hoazin is the source of this 660-nucleotide messenger RNA. The record is from RefSeq and is a predicted model, not a curated record. NCBI's taxonomy places the organism in Eukaryota, Metazoa, Chordata, Aves, Opisthocomiformes, Opisthocomidae.
AUGGACUGUGGAGCCUGGCAGGAGAGGCAGCAGCAGGAGGUUUUUGAAUCAAAUGAAGAAUCAGGCCAUCUUAUCCUUACCAUUGUUGUAUCUGGCCAUUUCUUUAUUUCCCAAGGGCGAACAGUACUGGAAGUCUUUUCAUUAAUUGAUUCCCACAAGUGGUUAAAGAUAGUAAGAAGAGCGGACUGCCUGCUUCUUUGUGCACAGUCAGAGCAGAAUGAAUGCCGCAUGUUUCGUGUUCAGUUCGGUGGAGAUUCAAAAGAACAGAUGCUGGAACACUGCUGCAAUUGCGUUCAGAAGCUUGCAGAGUACGUACCGGUUCAAGUAAUGGAGGAACAAAGCCAGCAGCUCUAUCACAGUCUCAGUCAGCUGGCUAACGGUGAAAAUCAAGUGAAGGACAUGGAACAAAGUGCAUCAGUACUACACGUACCAGAUGAGCCCCUACCAGAUUGCUGCACAAGCCUUGGAGAAAGAAGAUCUGUAACACAGCUAGCACAGUCUGUGCUGAAAAAGGAGUUUGAGCUGCCCCUCGCGUAUCGGCAUUCGGUGUGGCCAGCGGAGGAGCUGGGGCCCUUCAUCCGCUUGUGCCUUAUGGAUCAGAGCUUCCCAGCUUUCGUGGAAGACGUGGAGAAGGAGUUGAGAAAACUCACAGAAGGGUGA